Lycium barbarum (goji berry) is the source of this 4090-nucleotide messenger RNA. RefSeq lists its product as uncharacterized. NCBI's taxonomy places the organism in Eukaryota, Viridiplantae, Streptophyta, Magnoliopsida, Solanales, Solanaceae. Gene Ontology annotation, molecular function: RNA-DNA hybrid ribonuclease activity; nucleic acid binding. The coding region runs from base 1 to 3861 and encodes 1286 amino acids. The transcript has 8 exons. The record is from RefSeq and is a predicted model, not a curated record.
AUGAAUGCCGCGUUACCAGAGCAGCUAGUGAAUCAUGUUAGAUCUGAACUGAGCAUAAUGGGGAAAUCAAUAGAUGCAAAUGUACCAUGGUGGACUUUAACUAAGUCUGGAAAAUUUACAGUGAGUAGUGCAUGGAACUUAAUGAGACAGCAGGAGCAAGAGUCAUUGAACUAUCAAAGAAUAUGGAUCGAGGAGACAUUGCAACAUCUUUUCUUGACUAGUAAUUGUGUAGCAGAAGUGUGGCAAUACGAUACCACAGCAGCAGUCAAGUUGAAACCAGUUUUUGAAGCAAUACCAUCAUUCAUCUGCUGGCGGUUGUGGAAGAGAAGCAAUGCACUUAUGAAUAGAGCACAGAUGAGUAAGAGUAAAGUCAUUUACUGCAUUAAUCAGAAUAUUCAUAGCUUGAUAAGUAGUCUAUAUCCUUGGUUGAAGAAUGCCCCACAUACUUGGCCUCAAAUGGUACAGCUCUUAGAAGGACUUCAGCCUAGAGUCGGAGGUCAAAUGGUACAAUGGAGAUGUCUAAGUGCAUGCUGGUAUAAGUGCAAUACUAAUGGUACAUCAAGGGGUAAUCCAGGCCAAAGCUCAGCUGCUUUUUGUAUUAGAGAAGAAAGAGGUGAUCUGGUUCAUGAUGCUGCUAGAAGAAUAGCUAACACAACAAAUAUAUGUGCAGAAGCAGUUGAAAUUCAUGAUGGUCUGCAAUAUUGUGUUAAUAAACAAGUGUUACCUCUGAUCAUGGAAACUGACUCUCUUGCUAUGGUGAACAUUAUUCAAGGAGACGGGGAAACUCCUUGGAAAGUUAGUAUGGAUGUGCAUAAUAUUAAAGAGUGGAGAAAGAGAGGACAAGUCCAGUUUGUCCAUGUCCUGAGGGAGGGCAAUACAGUAGCAGAUUUUUUAGCUAACAGUGUGUUCAAUUGUGCAGGUACAUUACAAGUUAACAAUUUUCAGGAACUCACACCUACAGGAAGGAGAUUGCUAAAUAUGGAUAAAUCCAUGAUGCCUAACUUCAGUUUCCAGCAGCUUGUAACCCAAGGUUUUGUUGCUGCUGGGUUUUGGGGAUUACCAACUUAUCCCCAUCGAUAUUCUCUUUAUUUCUACCCCUAUCUGCUACAACUGCUUGCUGAUUUUCUGCAUUUGUCUGCCCUUGUACAACUAGAAGUUGCUUGUAAGUAUAUGAUGGAUAAGAAUUGGAUACUUAUUAAGAAUAGGAGAUUACCAGAAUACUUGACCGGUAUGGAACAAUUUUUAAACUAUGCAUUUUCCAAUCCUGAGGUUGGUGUAACAAUCCAGUGUCCGUGCAUUAAAUGUAACAAUGUGCUUUGGAAAACGAGAGAAGAAGUGGAGUUAGAUUUACUUAAAUGGGGAAUAGAUCCAACAUAUGAUAGGUGGAUUUUUCAUGGUGAGUCGGAUUCAUCUUCGGAUGAUGAAAUAAAUUCUGGUGCAGAUUCAGAUUUAGGCAAUGAUGAUGCUUCCACUUUUGAAAUGUUACAUGACAUGUAUCGUGGUUUUCCUUCUAAUAAUUAUGAGUUUGAUGAGACCAAUGAGUCUAGAAACGAAGAGCCUAACACAGAAGCAAAGAGUUUUUAUAGUUUGUUAAAGGACGCAAAGCAAAAGUUAUAUCCAGAUUGUCAAAAAUUCUCGAAACUCUCUUUUGUAAUGCGCCUUUUUCAAAUGAAGUGUCUGCAUGGCUGGAGUAAUACUUCGUUUGACUCAUUAUUGAAAUUAUUGGGUGAUGCUUUUCCGAAAGAAAAUGUGCUCCCUAAUUCUAUUUAUGAAGUUCAAAAGAUCAUUAAAGAUUUGGGUUUAGAUUAUGUGAAGAUAGAUGCAUGUGUUAAUAAUUGCAUCUUAUAUAGAAAGGAAUAUGCAGAUCUUGAGCAAUGCCCUAAAUGUGGUGAGAAACGAUGGACAGUAAGGAAAGAAAAAUAUACUGAUGAUGAGGUUGCUUCAAGAAAUUUGACUAAGAAAAAUAAAGGAAUUUCUAGAAAGAUUCUUCGAUACUUUCCUUUGAUACCACGAUUACAACGGUUGUAUAUGACAAAACAAACGGCCGAAGAUAUGAGGUGGCAUAAAAAUAAGCGAGUUGAGGAUGGAGUACUAAGGCAUCCAGCUGACUCAUUAGUGUGGAAAACUUUUGAUGAAGAACAUCCGACUUUUUCUUUAGAUCCACGUAGUGUAAGGCUUGGACUUGCUUCAGAUGGUUUUAAUCCGUUUGGUUCUAUGAGUAAUGCUUAUAGCAUGUGGCCAGUAGUCUUGAUUCCAUAUAAUCUUCCCCCGUGGCUAUGCAUGAAACAAUCUAAUAUUUUGUUGUCCUUGCUUAUUCCUGGCCCAAAAGGCCCUGGUAUGAAUAUUGACGUGUUCCUCCAACCUUUGGUUGAUGAUUUGAAAAUCUUAUGGGAGGGUGGAAUCGAUACUUAUGAUGCUUUUAGGAAACAAAAUUUUAAAUUGCGUGCUUCUUUGUUGUGGACAAUUAAUGACUUUCCAGCUUAUGGUAUUUUGUCUGGUUGGAGCACUAAAGGUAAAUUAGCUUGUCCUGUUUGUCAUGUACAUACUUGUUCCAUUUACUUGAAACAUGGUCGAAAGCUUUGCUAUAUGGGUCAUCGUAGGUUCUUGGAGAAAAAUCAUUCUUAUCGUCGGAAUAAAAGUUCUUUUGAUAACACAAGGGAAGAAAGACUUGCACCAGAAGCUUUGAGUGGAGAUGAUGUGCUUGCACAACUAAAUACAUCCUCACAAGGGUCAAUCGACUGCAAUGCAAGAAAAAGAAAACGAGAUGUUGGAAGACCUGACAAUUGGAAGAAGAAAAGUAUAUUCUUUGAACUUCCAUAUUGGAGGACUGUAUUAUUGAGACAUAAUUUGGACGUAAUGCAUAUUGAAAAAAAUAUUAGUGAAAGUGUGAUUGGAACACUGUUAGAUAUUGAAGGAAAAACAAAGGACACAUUGAAAUCUCGAUUGGACAUACAAGAUAUGAGAAUAAAAAAGCCACUCCAUCCAAUAAAAAGUGGGGAUAAGUAUAUACUUCCUCCGGCAAGUUAUACAAUGUCUAAAACUGAGAAGCUUCAGUUUUGUCAGCUUAUCAAAGAAGUCAAGUUUCCUGAUGCUUAUGCUUCUAACAUUAGUCGUUGUGUCAAGGAAGCUAGAAUUUUUGGACUUAAAAGUCAUGACCACCAUGUUCUUUUUCAGCGUAUUUUUCCACUUAUCAUCAAAGGGAUUUUGCCAAGGGAUGCUUAUGAUCCAUUAAUUGAAUUGUCAUUGUUCUUUAGUGAUUUGUGUGCUAAAGAGUUGCAUGUAGAAAAGUUAGAUCAACUAGAUAAAAGUAUACGGAUGACAAUCUGUAAGUUAGAACGUGUGUUCCUGCCGACCUUUUUUGAUGUUAUGAUUCACUUGGCAAUUCAUUUGGCAAACGAGGCGAAGUUGGCUGGUCCCGUUCAAUAUCGAUGGAUGUAUUACAUCGAAAGAUAUUUGCGCACAUUAAAAAAUUAUGUACGCAACAAAUCUCGUCCAGAAGGAUCAAUUGCUGAAGGCUAUCUUGCAGAGGAGUGCAUGACAUUCUGUUCUAAAUAUUUAACAGAUAUAGAGACCAAGGAAAAUCGCCCGGAUAGAAACUUUAAUUCUUCCAAUAUAGAUCCCAACGAGUUAUCCAUAUUCAAUUGUCCUGGUAAGCCAUUACCAGGGGGUUCCUGGGAAGAAUUGAGUGCUCUUGAAAUAAAACAAGCUCAUUUUUACAUCCUCCAAAAUUGUGAGGAAGUCCGUCCUUGGACUGAGGAACAUCUAGAAAUAUUAACAAAGGAGAACAAUAGAAAUGUUGCCAAGAGGCACAAGGAGGAAUUUCCUUUGUGGUUUGAAGAAAAGGUAAAUAAUAUCAUUUGAAGCUAGUUUAUCUUUAUUUAGGACAAUUUGUGAAUUUUACUUUCAAAGUAGUAUUAAUGUUUGAGUUUGUAAUUAACAUAAUAUAGGUGGUACAGUUAAAAGAGAAUGGUGAUGGACGAAUUACUGAUGAAUUACUAGCUUUGGCAAGAGGUCCGGAUCCUCGUGUUUAUUGUCAUAAUGGUUAUACCUUGAAUGGCUUUAGGUUCCGAACAAUGGAAUCUGAGUUAUG